Molecule: messenger RNA, 888 nt
Organism: Cinclus cinclus
Lineage: Eukaryota; Metazoa; Chordata; Aves; Passeriformes; Cinclidae
Gene: NMRAL1
Product: NmrA like redox sensor 1
Exons: 5
Coding region: 1-888 (295 amino acids)
Source: RefSeq, a predicted model, not a curated record
AUGGCCGGGAAGAAGCUGAUCGUGGUGUUCGGGGCCACCGGGGCCCAGGGGGGCGGUGUGGCCCGGGCGCUGCUGGACGAUGGGACCUUCAAGGUGCGCGCCGUGACGCGGAGCCCCGGGAAGAAGGAGGCGGAGGAGCUGAGGCGGAGAGGAGCCGAGGUGGUGAAGGCAGAUCAGGACGAUGAGGCAUCGUUGCAGCGGGCCUUGGCGGGUGCCUACGGAGCCUUUAUUGUCACCAACUUCUGGGAACACUGCAGCAAGGAGAAGGAAAUCGAGCAGGGACAGCGUCUGGCUGACCUGUCCAAGCACCAGGGUCUGCACCACGUCGUGUUCAGUGGCCUGGAGAACGUGCACCAGCUGACAGGGGGCCAGCUGGAGGUGCUGCACUUUGAUGGCAAAGGCGUGGUGGAGGAGUACUUCCAGAAAACUGGGGUUCCCACCACCAUCAUCCGGCUGCCGUUCUACUUUGAGAACUUCCUCUCCAUCUUCAAGCCACAGAAGAGACAGGGAGACUCCUUUGUCCUGGAGCUGCCCAUGGGGGACACCCCAAUGGAUGGGAUGGCUGUGGAGGACCUUGGGCCUGUUGUACUUUGCCUGCUGAAGUCUCCAGGGGAGUACGUUGGCCAAGUGAUAGGACUCAGCACAGGCAAGCUCACCGAGGCAGAGUAUGCUGCCAUCCUCUCCCAGCAGACAGGCAAGACUGUGACAGCCAGCAAGAUCACCCCUGAGGAGUACGAGAAGCAGGACUUCCCUGGGGCCAAGGAGAUGGCUGCCAUGUUCCGUUUCUAUGCCCUGAAGCCAGACCGCAAUGUGGCCCUGACCAUGAAGCUCAACCCCAAGGCCCGCACCUUCCAGCAGUGGGUGGGGGACAACAAGAAUGCCUUCUGA